Penicillium subrubescens is the source of this 1365-nucleotide messenger RNA. RefSeq lists its product as uncharacterized. The record is from RefSeq and is a predicted model, not a curated record. Gene Ontology annotation, cellular component: mannosyltransferase complex; endoplasmic reticulum membrane. The coding region runs from base 1 to 1365 and encodes 454 amino acids. The transcript has 3 exons. Lineage: Eukaryota; Fungi; Ascomycota; Eurotiomycetes; Eurotiales; Aspergillaceae. Gene Ontology annotation, biological process: GPI anchor biosynthetic process. Gene Ontology annotation, molecular function: GPI mannosyltransferase activity; alpha-1,6-mannosyltransferase activity.
AUGGCCACAACGGCUCCCAAGCCCAUCUCGGCGAAGCUGCUCCGACUGGACAAUCCGGUCGGCAGCUUGACCCUCGCUUUUUUGCUUUGGAAAGCACUGCUUUUCAUAGUAAUCACAGUCUGUCCGGGGCCUGGAUAUGACACAUCCACGACCUUGAUUUCGCGCGAGGGGGCAAGCCUGGUGAGUGGGCACACAGAGUCUCUCCCUCAGUCUAUGAAGUUUGUCCGAUGGGACUCGAUCUACUUCUUACAUAUCGCCGAGAAGGGGUAUGUUUUCGAGCAAGAAUGGGCUUUUAGUUAUCCCCGAAUUCUGAGCUUAUUUGCCUCCGGUAUUCGCUGGUCUGGAGGCAUAGAGGGACCAGUUAACAUCGCCUUGGUAGGCGUGAUCCUGUCCCAUUUCUGCCAUUAUUACUCCGUGUUGGCGCUGUACAGCUUGUCCGCCAACAUCUUCGGAAGCGAGACAUCCACCCAGAAGCUCAUUUGUUUCUUGUCGGCUGCUCUGCACAUCAUCUCACCCGCCGGUGCCUUCCUGUCGGCGCCGUACGGAGAACCGAUCUUCUCCCUUCUAAAUAUCUCUGGAUACUUCCUGUACACGUCUUCUCUCAUUGCAGAGCAUAAUGGCGCUGUAUUGCUUCGAGACCUGCAAGUUCUGAUAUCUGCGGUGCUCUUUGCUAUUGCAACGGUAGUCCGAAGUAACGGCAUUCUGAGCGGGUUCUUGUUCGCCUACGAUGCUGCCAUCCUGGUGUGGGCGACCUUGACACAAGGUCUCAGCGCUCACAGAUUCCGUCGCCUGGUCGUUAUCGUCGUUGGUGGCUGUAUCGUUGGAUUAAGUAUGGUUGUGCCGCAGAUCCUGGCCUAUAGUGAAUACUGCAUGGGCGGAGGAGAUUUGCGUCCUUGGUGCAGCUGGACUGUGCCUAGUAUCUAUAACUGGGUCCAGAGCUUCUAUUGGAAUGUGGGCUUCCUUCAGUAUUGGACCGUCUCGAAUAUUCCGCUUUUCUUGCUGGCCGCACCCAUGCUGGCAAUCCUUUGCAAAUCAGCACUUUGGGCUCUCAAAGCCCCAUCGACUCUGCGCUCAGGGUCCGGUGGUAUAUCCUCCUCGCAGGCGAGCCCCGGAUCCAUGCUCUUCCGCCUGGCGGUGCCUCAGGGCCUCCUAGCAGUGAUGGCCUUGACAAGCUAUCAUGUCCAAAUCAUCAACCGGAUCUCUUCGGGCUACCCAGUUUGGUAUUGGUGGCUCGUAUCUACAGCUAUGGGCAGCUUCCAAGAUCCUCAAAAGAGCCACCGAGGACUAGUGAUUGCUGCGCAAGCCAUGGUGGCCUAUGCAUUAAUCCAGGCGGUUCUUUUCGGUUCCUUUUUGCCUCCGGCGUGA